CUCCAAGAAAUUGCGUCUUGGGAUGUAGUGGAAGUUUUUGCAGCCCGAAACUAAUCCGAUCACAACAGACGUUCCCGGGUGUCGUUUCUUCUGGGUGCUUAGUAGCAAAAAAAAAAAGCGCGCGUACGUUUCGGGUGUCAGUAUUUCGGUAACGUGAACUCUUCCUUCCACAGUGAGGAAAUAAAAGUAGACACAUCUAAAUCCCGUGCAGCAUUCCGUCCCUUUAUCACAUUAUCGAUGAGAUUUGUUCGCUUCUUUUCGUUUUUCGAACAAUCCGUCCCCGGGGCUAGGUGAGAGAAGAAAGGAAGGUAGUGGAAGGCAACAGGGUACACCUUUAACCUUGAAUUCCGUAAGUUUUCGUCGAUCGGCAUCCAGCAUGGCGCAAUUUCCGUACGGGAGAGCUGUAAUACGGGAGGGCGUAUUUAUUCCCAAUUUGACCAGAAUUGUUGUUAGCUGGCGCAUGCUUUUGACUACCACAAAGUUAAUGUGAUUGUCAUUGUUUCCGCGUACUAUACCGUACGGUGGUACAUCGGAGAGUCGAACACCCUUUCUGGGGGAAAAUGGUCACUCGGCUGUACCCCGGGUGCGAAAAGGUUCUGCUGCUUUACAUUCGUUUGAUCACUAGCAGGCCCUUGUGGCACGUAAAUUAAGAUCAUGUUCGAUGCAGCUACCUGUUGGUCCCUCCUGUAGAUCGUGGGACGAGUUCAAAGCGAAACGUCAAAGUCGUUUACAAAGUAAACAAACACCGCCCUCCCAUCGCGUACGCACCUUUAACCCGGUUCGGCCCCUCCGCAUCACUUGUCCGUUACAGCUGGGCUUGCUGUAGGCUCAGGUAGCCUGGGCCUGGUUGUACUACUGAGGAUGCAUACAUGUGGAACGCAGACAGGCAGGCAGACGGGUUGGUUCGCAAAAACGUAACCUGCCAGGCAAAAGGCACGAUGGUAAACGAUCUGCCAGGUAGUCGAGGUUUGCCGGAGUGCCUGGAGUAGGAAGAGGACAAGAAAUCGAACCUGUUGCUAUCUGUGGCAGUGGUGAAAACGAGAGAAGUCUGCUAUUUGCUAUAAAACUGUCCGCAUACUAUCAUUACCCCUUGUUAACGUUGCCAGCGUGUCGUCAGUCUGCCAUCAAAUUUGGCACCAACAAGAUCACGGUCGAAGAGGAUCACGUUCGGUACGAGCGACAACCAAAAAUUGCUGCGUGUGAAAUCAGCGUGUUCAAGUGUUAAGCGUGCUGUAUACUAGCUAGAUUAGUAGUGCAAAUAGUACAGACAAGUGCAAAACACAAUAAAACAAACCAAGAAAAAAGCGAGUCCAUAUACAGUGCGUAAAGGGUCCGCGGUUUGUGAAAUCUUCGGGUGAGAGUGCGUGACACAAGACUCGUUUGACAGCCUGAUCCUCAUUAGGUUUGCUUCACUGUGUGCGUACGAUCGUGUUAUGAUAAGGUAGCCCUUAGUGACGGGUUAUCCGCAACGCAUUUGUUUGUAUUCCCGACACGCAUCAUGUUCCUGCGGGCACUGCUGGCCGUAAUGUUGCUGUUGCUGACGCUGAUACUGCUACAGUGCGAUGGCCGGGCAUUGAAACGAGACAAAUCCAUACCAAACGAUGAUGGUUACAGCUUUCUGGCGAAGAAAGCGGCCACGGAGAAUGCUUGCGAGCAGCUACCACCACCGGUGCUGACCGAAAUACUAGGACCGGCGUUUAAUCCACGCUACAUGAGCAUCGAGGAACCACCGGUAGCGGACAGUGGUGCAGACCAAUCGAACCCGGCCGGAAAGCGGGAUGCGGAACCAUUUCCACCGUUCUACGUUGACGAUAAGUAUUCGCUCGAGUUAAGCCACAAACCGGCCUGGGAGGUGAAACACGUUUCGGAACCGAUUCCACACGGUGAGCUACUUGGGCCGGUUCGGACACGGCGUGACCUGUUCAACGACAUCCUCGACACGCUAGAACCGGCAACAUCUGCGGAGUCGACACGCACGGCUCGAUCGUUCGGUGGAAAGGGUCGUACGCGAUCGUCCGGGUCCGGUGGUACACCACGACCAUGGGAGUGUGAGGCAAAGAUACGGUGGAUCGAUCUUGGUCCGGAGUACUUUCCACGCUUUCUGAGGACGGUCGAGUGCACGAGACAGAACUGCUGGUACGGCCACUACUCCUGUCAGCCGCGCUCGUUCACGGUGAAGAUUCUGCGGAGGCGAACCGGCGAAUGCGUCCAGAGCGAUCGAUUACGGCGCAUCGGUGUCGACGGAUUGCCGGGCGAGCUGCGGGAACUCUGGGUAUGGGAGGAACGGGCCGUCAACUUCUGCUGUGACUGUGCGCCUGCCUUCUGAGCGGAACCGGAUGUGGGAUCCCUUUCGCAGGGAAGCUGUUGUUGUUUGUGCGUUGUAUAUUUAAGCGUUUAUUUAAAUCUUUCGUACUCGUUGACGCACUGGUAAAUCUUAAUGUUGACAUUUGGAUAAGUGGCAAAAGAAGAAAAAGAGCGGAGGAAAAACAAGCAGCAGUAGUAGUAUAAGUCAUGUAGUCUUAAACGUGUACAUAUUUAGUCAUACAUUCGGGAUCCUAGGUGUUAAGGGAUCGCAACGGGUGCAAAUGUAACUUUACGGCACACAAACCGGUGGGAGAGCAGUUGGUGGUACCAAGACGAUCAUCAUUUGCCCGUUGUUGAACUCAGUGUUUGUUGUGUGCACGUGCGCACGUGCGGGGUGUGUUUGUGUGUGUGUGUGGGCGUGAAGUAACAAAUAAAACGUAAAGCUUACCGCUGCCCAGCAGCGGACAGAAGAUACCCAUUUGAUUUGAUUGUUUGUACACGACUCUUUAGGAAAAGGAUACGAUCACCGAAGGUGAAAUGUAAGUAUGGCAAUGAGGCAUAAAUUUUCGCUACCCGUCGUGCUGUGUGUCGCAUUACUUUACCUCGACGUUUCUUAUUUUUAGACCGAAAAGGGCGAGGGUAAGAGAUAGCUUAAACCAACAUUACAUACGUUGGCCGAAAGGGCACGGAAUUGCACUGGAAGCCAAAUGUUUGUCACUUGUCGGACGAAUCGGGUCCAUUAGCUUGGUUUGGCCAGUGCCACAGCAUCAUCCGCCGUUAGAGCGCUUACGAGAAGGGAGAAGAAUGUUAAAGUGCUUACCCGGUUUAAGGACUAGCUUCAGCGUCCUUGUUAUGGUUUGCAUAAAUAUUGAAAAUUAGCUGCUAACAAAUUGUUCCGUGUGUUGAUCGACAUAUUGUCGAGGAUUCUAAUUUCACGUCAGCAGCGUAACAGCAUGUAGACAAGGCAAUGCAUAUUCAUAAACCGUAACGCGUCGUUUUUAAAAAGAUUUUCCCCCAUUCAGGAGAGAUGAAAC
Messenger RNA from Anopheles funestus (African malaria mosquito), 3338 nucleotides. Its product is annotated as protein trunk. Gene Ontology annotation, molecular function: signaling receptor binding. The record is from RefSeq and is a predicted model, not a curated record. Bases 1499 to 2326 code for a protein of 275 amino acids. NCBI's taxonomy places the organism in Eukaryota, Metazoa, Arthropoda, Insecta, Diptera, Culicidae. The transcript has a single exon.